Messenger RNA from Rubroshorea leprosula, 1450 nucleotides. NCBI's taxonomy places the organism in Eukaryota, Viridiplantae, Streptophyta, Magnoliopsida, Malvales, Dipterocarpaceae. The record is from the annotation of a GenBank genome assembly.
GCUUUCUUUCUUUCUUUCUUUCUUUCUUCUUCUUCUUCUUCUUCUCCUUCUUCCUCGGGAUUCGAUCCGACAAGAAAACAGUUGAGUUCAAUUCCCAAGGUGGUGCAUGUACUAUUUUACUACUUGAUCUUCCCCAGCUCUUUUCUAAUUUCGGAAUCAGUUGAAGUUUAGAGCUAGCACAGAGGUCAAAUUGAUUUUGCUUCUUGGGGAAAGAUUCAAUCAACCCAGAUCUGUGGAUUAAAAAGGAGCUUGAGAUCCUGGUUGCUUGAUUUGACUCAAAAUACCUCUAAACUGCAGGGUGAAAAUAUGAAUACAUUUGCAACAGUUCCUCCGGGAUUUCGCUUCCAUCCCACUGACGAAGAACUUGUUGAUUAUUACCUUAGGAAGAAGGUUACAUCAAGAAGAAUUGAAGUCGAUGUCAUUAAAGAUGUUGAUCUUUAUAAAAUCGAGCCAUGGGAUCUUCAAGAGAUAUGUAGAAUAGGAACAGACGAGCAAAAUGAAUGGUACUUCUUCAGCCACAAAGACAAGAAAUAUCCAACCGGUACUCGCACAAAUAGAGCCACUGCUGCUGGGUUCUGGAAAGCAACAGGAAGAGACAAGGCCAUUUACUCUAAGCAUGACUUGAUUGGGAUGAGGAAAACCCUAGUCUUCUACAAAGGUCGAGCCCCCAAUGGGCAAAAAUCAGACUGGAUCAUGCAUGAAUACCGCCUUGAAACAGAUGAAAAUGGAACUCCCCAGGAGGAAGGAUGGGUGGUGUGUAGGGUUUUCAAGAAGAGAAUGGCAACAGUGCGCAAAAUGAACGAGUACGAAUCACCCUGCUGGUACGAGGAUCAGUACUCCUUCAUGCCAGAUGUUGACUCUCCGAAACAAUCCUCAAACCCUAAUUUGGGUUACCACCACCUCUCUUACUCUUGCAAAAAAGAGCUGGAUUUGCAGUACCAAAUUCAUCCCCAGGAGCACUACCUACGUCUUCCUCUCCUAGGGAGCCCAAAACUGCUGCAUCCCGCCGGCACUCUAAGCUGCAUCUCCAUGGCUGCCCACGGACUCAACAUGAACAAUGCUAGCACGUUGCAGUCUUCAUCCCUUACACAGGAAGAACACUUGAAUGCAAUAUAUGGUACUGGCAGCAGUGCGCAAGCGGUGGAUGAGAUGACGGAUUGGCGUGUUUUGGAUAAGUUUGUUGCAUCUCAACUCAGCCAAGAGGAUGUUUCUAAGGAAAGCAGUAACGUGUUUCAUUCAUUGGAGCAGACAAGUUCACUUCUCUGCAGACUGCCGGAAAAUGUCUCCACGGCAUCAACCUCUGGUGGACAGAUUGAUCUUUGGAAGUGACAGCACCUAAACUUAUAUAUAAUAUCAACUGAUUAUAUGACAUAAAUAUUAAUUAAUCUGUUUCAAGGAGAGGAAAAAUUAUGAUUUAUAUUUCUGUACAUAAUAAAAUUAGUAUUAUAUA